CCAUCAAAAGUGUAAGUAUUAAACUGCAACUUGAUUGGGCAAUUUUAUAACUCUCCAGUCCCAGACUCAUCCUUUGGUUUAGAUUACCAUGGAUAAAACUUAUCCAGAAGAUAGCAAGACUGAGGAAACUAAGCUCGCUCCAACUAUGAAGACAGCAGGGGAAUCAAAGAGAACUGUAAAAAAGGCAAGAAAACAGAGACAGAAGCCUCUUUGAGCAGUUUGUUAUGAAUAUAUUGAGCUCAGGCAAAUAGUUCCUCUUAAAUGUGGCCAUAUCUUUCAUCCAAUGUGCGUUAGAAGACACAUCAGAGCCAAAGUUGAUGCUAGAUCACUACCAAUUACAUGCCUUGACACUGACUGUAGGGAGGAACUAGCAUCUGCAGAGCUUGAAUUUUUCUGCAACAAUAGACUAUAUGAAAGAUUAAUAAAACUCCAAAAAGAGCUUCUAGUUCUGCAAAAGGACUUCUUUUGGACUGAGUGUCCCACUCAGGGAUGUAAAUUUACAGGUGAAUGGAGCGGAGUCGAGGACGACUCUUUCAUUUACUGUACAGAUUGAAAGGUUUGGUACUGAGCUUCAUGUAGAGUUGAGUUCCACUACUACAAUAGCUGCAAGGAAUACAGAGCUAUUAAUGGUUUACCUGAACCAGAUUUUGGAAGCACUGGAGCUCGAACUUUCAAGCAUCUGGUAGAAAACCAUAAUGGAUUCCAGCAAUGCACAAAUUGUAAGAAUAUUGUUGAAAAGAGCGGAGGUUGUGACCAUAUCACAUGUCUUUGUGGAUAUGAGUUCUGAUAUAAAUGCGGAGGCAAGUACCGUAACUGUGACUGAUAGCAUUUCACCAUUUCUUUGCCAAAUUAGCCACUAAUAUUAUAUUCCAAUCAUC
Messenger RNA from Moneuplotes crassus, 878 nucleotides. NCBI's taxonomy places the organism in Eukaryota, Ciliophora, Spirotrichea, Euplotida, Euplotidae. The record is from the annotation of a GenBank genome assembly.